This is a messenger RNA of Pipistrellus nathusii (Nathusius's pipistrelle), 948 nucleotides long. The record is from the annotation of a GenBank genome assembly. Lineage: Eukaryota; Metazoa; Chordata; Mammalia; Chiroptera; Vespertilionidae.
AUGGAUUUCGUUGCUGGAGCCAUCGGAGGCGUCUGCGGUGUUGCUGUGGGUUACCCCCUGGACACAGUGAAGGUCAAGAUCCAGACGGAGCCCAAGUACACAGGCAUCUGGCACUGCGUCCGGGACACGUACCUGCGUGAGCGGGUGAGGGGCUUUUACAGGGGCCUCUUGCUGCCCAUAAGCACGGUGUCGCUGGUCUCGUCGCUGUCUUUCGGCACCUACCACCAGUGCCUCACACGCAUCUGCCGGUUCCGGUAUGGCAGCGCCGACGCCAAGCCCGCCAGGACCGACAUCACGCUCUCGGGUUUCGCCUCCGGCCUUGUCCGUGUGUUCCUGACCUCGCCGACCGAGGUGGCCAAGGUCCGCCUGCAGACGCAGAAACAGACGCAGACCCAGACGCAGCUGCAGCAGAGACGGAGGUCCUCGGCCUCGUGGCCCUCGGCGGUGCCCCCCGUGUGCCCUGCUCCUCCUGCCAGUCAGGUGCCCGGGCCCAAGUACCGGGGGCCGCUGCACUGCCUGGCCACGGUGGCCCGGGAGGAGGGGCUGCGGGGCCUGUACAAGGGCAGCUCGGCCCUGCUCUUGCGGGAGGGCCACUCCUUCGCCACCUACUUCCUCUCCUACUCCAUCCUCAGCGAGUGGCUCACCCCUGCCGGCCACAGCCAGCCAGAUGUGUUGGGCGUGCUGCUGGCCGGUGGCUGCGCGGGGGUCCUGGCCUGGGCCGUGGCCACCCCCAUGGACGUGAUCAAGACUCGCCUGCAGGUGGACGGGCAGGGCCAGCAGCGCUACCGGGGCCUCCUGCACUGCGUGGUGACCAGCGUGCGGGAGGAGGGGCCGCGGGUCCUCUUCAAGGGGCUGACGCUCAACUGCUGCCGCGCCUUCCCCGUCAACAUGGUGGUCUUCGUGUCCUACGAGGCCGCGCUGCGGCUCAGCCGGGGGCUGCUCAAGUAG